GCUGCAGACCGUGCCCCAUCCAGGGCUCCCAGCUCAGCCAUGCUGGCCUGUCUGCAGAGGCCUCAGAACCCACCCGGCCAACACCUGGCCUGUCCAAGCAAGAGCCUGGAUCUUCGCAAGUGCGAGUCGGUGGCCAGCUCUAUGCAUUCCUCCCGCUACCCAAGCCCAGCCGAGCUGGAUGCCUACGCAGAGAAGGUGGCCAACAGCCCCCUGUCCAUCAAGAUCUUCCCCACCAACAUCCGAGUGCCGCAGCACAAGCACCUGAGCCGCACGGUCAACGGCUAUGACACCAGCGGCCAGCGUUACAGCCCCUACCCUCAGCACACCUCUGGCUACCAGGGCCUGCUGGCCAUCGUCAAGGCUGCCGUCUCCUCCAGUGCGGCUGCGCCCUCCGGGCACACCAAAAGCGUGCUCAAGAGCGUGGAGGGCAAGCGGACUAAACUGUCACCGGCCACCGUGCAGGUGGGCAUCGCACCCUACCCGGUGCCCAGCACCCUGGGGCCCUUGGCCUACCCGAAGCCACCCGAGGUACCUGCACCACCCCCCAGCCUUCCUGCAGCAGCCACUGCCACCUCUGUGAUCCCUCUGCCGGGCCGGGGCCUGCCUCUGCCCCCCUCCAACCUACCUUCGAUCCACAGCAUCCUGUACCAGCUCAACCAGCAGUGCCAGGCCCCGGGCGCUGCACCAAGCGCCUGUCAGGGCGUGGCUGUGCCCCACCCCAGUCCAGCCAAGCAUGGCCCCGUACCCAGUUUUCCUAGUGUGGCUUACUCGGCCACAGCUGGUUUGCCAGACUGCCGGAAGGGCACGGAACUGAGCCAGGGAGCCACACCAGCCCUGACACUGGCUGGAGCCACCAAACCUGCAGGGUAUGCAGAAGGCGGCCUGGAUUACCUGCUGUGGCCACAGAAGCCGCCCCCUCCCCCGCCCCAGCCGCUGCGGGCCUACAGUAGCAACACUGUAGCCAGCAAGUCCCAGUCCCCAGAGACUUGUGGCGGGAGGGCAUUCGAGAGGGCCAAUGGGUCCCCCCACAACUGCGGCAUGGGGCUGCCUGGCAGCUUCACCGUAGGCCAGUACUUCGCUGCCCCUUGGAACAGUGUUCUGGUGACACCUACCAGUGACUGCUAUAAUCCAGCAGCUGCUGCCGUAGUGACAGAGCUGGGACCAGGAGCGGCCCGGGAGCUAGCCGGGCCUCCUGGAGAUGCACUCUCAGGCCUGACCAGCAAGAGUGUGUGUAACACAGCGGUACUGAGCAGCAGCCUCCAGUCACUGGAGUAUCUCAUCAACGACAUCCGGCCACCCUGUAUCAAGGAACAGAUGCUGGGCAAGGGCUAUGAGACGGUGGCCGUGCCCCGGCUGCUGGACCACCAGCACGCCCACAUCCGCCUACCUGUCUACAGAUAAGGUCUGCCCUGCGGGCACACGGACAGAUGGACAGGGUGCUGGGGGUUGGCGGGCCAUAGCACAGAGCAGGAAGCUAGCAGGGCACCCCGCUCACCCUGUGUCCACAGGGAAGCCAGGCUGGUUACCGCCUCACUGCGAGAUGGGCAGGUAGGUCGACCUCACACACCAGGGCUCCUCCCCCGACUUGCUGCCCCAGGAAGCAGGGAGAGUCCCGGGCUGGCUACAAGGCUCGUCCUUCAUCCAGGCAGGGAGAGAGGACCUUCUGCAAACAAGAAGUUCCUUCUGGGUCUCAAGCAGAGGGGUGCUCCGGCCAUCCUGUGUCAUACACUGGGUCCCCACCCAUACUCUCCCAGUCUCGGAAAAGGAGCAGAGAGAAUCCAUAGCAGGUCCCUGGGUCCAAAGUGCCCCACCCCCACCAACUAAUCCAGGUGAAGACCACCCUGACUCCAGACUCCCAGAGGCCUCAGGACUACCAGCCCCCUGUUCCUGCCGACUCUUCCCCUUCCCGCCCACCCUACUCUGUACGCCCCAGACCACCCUCUUCCCCAUCCCCAACAGUAUAUCUCACAGGGCUGCUGGGAACAGCUGGUGCGUUGCACAAGGGCACCUUGCCCAAGGAGAUUCCACUCGCAUCCUAGAUUUGUGUAUUUAUUACAACUGUCUGCAUUUAGAGGAAGGGACAGCUUCUUCCUAUUCGCACAAAGAUGUCACGGGGCGGAGGGGCUAACGAGGGACCUGUAAAUUCAGGCUCCGUUUGCAAGGACGAUCUUGCCUUUCUCCGCGUGUCAGGGUCUCCUGGGGACCAGUGGGAGGGUGACCCGGCUAUAACUGGAAUAAUCCAGCUCCUAUUCUGCAUCCCCCCCUCCCCCUGCACUGCUUUGGGGGUGGGGGGAAUAAAUAAGCCCAGGAAGUCCUCAAGGCCUGCAGUCCCCUGGCCCCGCCGGCCCCAGGCGUUCCGGAAGCGGUACUGUAUCUCUCCAAGGCCUGUCUCAGCACUAAGUGCAUUUACAAAUCUCUGAGAAUGUUUUUUUUAUACUAAAAUUGACCAUUUUAUUCUACUGUGAGAAGUGCAGUCUGUCUGCACUAUAUUGUUUUAAAAACGAAGAGAACGGA
Molecule: messenger RNA, 2514 nt
Organism: Grammomys surdaster
Lineage: Eukaryota; Metazoa; Chordata; Mammalia; Rodentia; Muridae
Product: protein FAM222A
Exons: 2
Coding region: 40-1401 (453 amino acids)
Source: RefSeq, a predicted model, not a curated record